Haliotis rufescens (red abalone) is the source of this 2683-nucleotide messenger RNA. RefSeq names its product protein RFT1 homolog. The transcript has 15 exons. The record is from RefSeq and is a predicted model, not a curated record. Gene Ontology annotation, biological process: dolichol-linked oligosaccharide biosynthetic process; glycolipid translocation. Lineage: Eukaryota; Metazoa; Mollusca; Gastropoda; Lepetellida; Haliotidae. Gene Ontology annotation, cellular component: endoplasmic reticulum membrane. Bases 290 to 1918 code for a protein of 542 amino acids.
GACUGCACAUUGUCACGUGAUAAGUUCAAGAUGUCUGCGCCCAUGAAAAGAUGACACCUGUCGAUGUGUGACUGGUUUCCUAUCGCUUGAUCAGCUUUUGAUGUGUCCUUAUUGUGUUCGUUAUAAAAAAAAGGGCGAGAACAGUAGCGCCUAAAAUGAUUAAAAUUAAAUUGAAUACACCCCCUGAUCAAUGCAUUUGACAAAUGUAAUAAGUUAUACCGAAUCUGCAAUGUAGGCGCCUUCGGUUCCAUCUAAACCCAAAGAUAAACUGUCUACAGAUUAAAGUACAAUGAAAUCAAGUUCAGACUUAUUGGCGGGUGCUGCCAAAGCCACAACCUACAACAUGGCACUGCAGCUGAUGAUACGGGUGAUGACUUUCCUCUUAAAUGCAUUUGUUUUGAGAUUUAUCACCAGGGACUUGUUGGGUGUUGUUAAUGUCAGGUUGCUGUUGCUGCAUAGCACGUUGCUGUUCUUGUCUUGUGAGCCUUUUGACAAGGCCUGUCUCAGCAAGCAGGACAAGAAAGACUGGCGGCAAGUCAUCAACCUCAUGUGGUGUGCGGUCCCGAUCUCGCUGGUGUUUGGCACUGUCCUAGGCUCUGUGUGGAUGUUUGCCCUGAAGUUGCCUGACCCUGAAGCUGUACCAUACUAUAACAUCGGUGUUGUCUGUUUCUGUCUCACAUCCGUGCUGGAGUGCAUUGCUGAUCCACUGUGGUUGGUUGCAAGGGCACAUCUUUUUGUCAAGCUCAAGGUCCUGGCUUUUGGGGCAAAUCAGGCCACCAAGUGUGUCAUCACAGUGCUGCUUAUAUACUUCGUCCCAUCUCUCGGACUUCUGGCAUUUUGCAUUGCUCAGGUGACAGGUGCGGCCGUCUACUGCGUCAUCUACUAUGUCUACUUCACACUCUAUGUUGCCAAGAAGAAAGAUGAGGAUUUCCCACUGAAGUCUGUGAGGGACUUCUUCCCACAAAGGAUAGAAGGGAAGCCGUAUUUUGACAGCCAGCUGACCAGUCUAGUGGGGAGUUUCUUCCAGCAGUCGCUGCUCAAACAGGUCCUUACAGAAGGGGAGAAGUUUGUCAUGACAUUCCUUGGAGCUCUCUCAUUUGCUGAUCAAGGUGUGUAUGACGUCAUUAACAACCUCGGCUCGAUGGCAGCCAGGUUUAUCUUCCAACCAAUCGAAGAGAGUGGGAACCUGUUCUUCUCUCAGCUGCUUGUGCGGGGCAUCCCUACUCACCAACAGAAGCAGGACUCUGCACUGCUGUGUAGCCAGGUGCUGGCCUAUGUGUUGAAGACUGUCACUCUCAUUGGUCUAACUAUCCUGGUGUUUGGCCAAUCAUAUUCCUUCCUGGCAUUGGAUCUCUACGGAGGAAGUAUUCUCAGCUCGGGGGCAGGGCCCUCUCUCCUGCGAUGGUACUGUCUGUAUGUUCUCUUCAUCGCCAUCAACGGCAUCACAGAGGGGUUCGUCUUUGCAACCAUGAGCAAGGAAGAUGUUGACAGGUACAACAGGAAGAUGUUUAUUUUUUCUGGAGUUUUUCUCCUUUCCUCAUGGCUCCUGACAAAGUACCUGGGCAGCGUCGGCUUCAUCCUUGCCAACUGCUUUAACAUGCUUGUCCGGAUCCUACACAGUGUGUCUUUCAUCCGAGGGUAUUACCGCCAGAGUUCUGCCCUGCCCCUGAGAGAAGGCCUCCCUUCCCCACUGGUGCUGGUCAGCCUUGGGGUGGUCAGUCUCAUCAUGUACACAUCAGAGAAACUUCUCUGCUGUGACAAAGGCAUUUUAAGAAGAAUUCUCCACGUUGGUAUUGGUGGUGUGUGUUUACUGGCGGUACUUUUAGUUAUGUAUGUUUCUGAAAAGAAACUUAUAGCAUUUGUCAAAGAACAAUUUGACAAGAGAAAAAAUAAAAAAAAUGAAGAAAAAUCCAGCUGAAUAAACUUUUUACAUAUUUACUCAUUCCAUUUGUUGUUUUACUCACUGACUAUACUGUUUGUCUGAUCUGUUGUUUUCAUGCAGGAUAUCAACAUACUCCAGUCUUUUCAUUAUGGUGCAAUAUAAGUUGUAGCAGGAUCACGAGGGGUACAUGGGGUUUUAUGCGUCCCCGAGGGACUCAUAAAACCCUAUGCAUCCCAGGUGAUACUGCUGCAACAAAUGUUUCUUACAGACAUGUUUUAAUAUGACAUAGUAAAAGAAUCAAAACAAAUUUAAAAUUGAUAGAAAACAGCUGUUCCAUUGAGCUGAGGGUAACUUGUGCUGUCAUUGACUUUCAUUGACUCUGAAAAAGCAUGCAGCUUUUUGCUUCAAAGCGGGAUGUAAGGGAUUUAUUCUGCCUCUCAGUAAUCUGCAGCAGCCUGACUUGUUCAUGGGGGGGUAUUAGGGAUUGAUUCACCCACUGAGAAAUUUAUUUCCCAUCAAGGCGGGAUACAUUAAAUUUUAUCAAGAUCUUGUGGACCAAUCAGAUCUCAUCAUUCUGACAUGGAGGUAUUAUAAGGUUACUUUUAACCAUGCUAAAUUGGAGUCGAAUGCACAGUGUGUUUAUCUCUUUUCUAGGGGACAAGGGUGGCUCAGUCAUCUUGGGCACGCCAGAAAUCUAUGAUCCUGGGUUCGAACCCUGGUUAUGUUUCUAGGUUUGUCAGGACCCAAUGUAAUUAAAAUCAAUCUUAGUUCUCGCUACCGCUGAACAAAGAUCUGAGGACA